UUGAGUACUUCUCUCUCGUUUUCACCUUUUCUAUACUACUUACUGCGCACGUGAACAGUCUUGGAAGAAAAUUACCGAGACAUGUGAGCGUGUUCUUUUUGUUCCACUUACGUCGCUUACACAAUAUGUAGAGGAGCUGAUCUGUGAAGAUGAGUGGCCGCGGGGAGUAUGACAGAAGGGACCGGCGAUCAAGUAGCCAAGAUCGAGGGAACCACCGUGGUCCGGAUAGUGGACAACACUUAGGCGUGGACAAGUAUUAUCACCACUCUCCGCCGAGAUGCUUUGCAUGUAAUGAACGUGGUCAUUACGCCAACCAAUGUAAGAAUCGAUGGUGGUCGAGGGAUGACCGUCCAUCUACCUCCUCCGAGACCGGGCAUGGAAGGUCGACAUCACCAAGAGGCUACCCCAAGGAGACGUCUACAAAGGAAGUGGAUAAGCUCCAUCUUCAAAUCGAGGAACUCAACCGCAGCCUCGCUUCAGUCUCGGAGUUCGUCCAAAGUGAGAAGGCUAAGAAGGAAGCUGAGGAAAAAGCAAGGCGUCACGCCGAAGAGGAUGAACUGCGGAAGAUGGCGGAGAAGGAAGCACGUGAGAAGAAGGAGCGCAAGAGGUUGGAGAAACUACAGAAGGAGAAGGAGAGGGAUGCUGAAUUUGAAAAGAAGAUGGAGAUGCAGUUAGCAAUGAAGACUGGCCGCUUCCUCGAUCGUCUGGAAGCCAACUUGGGACCGGUCCUUGAUGUUCUGAAACAGGCACGCGGAAAGAAACAAGUGGCCCAUAUCUCCGACCCUGGCUCUGAGUCAGGGUCUGGGAGUAGUGGAAGCGAAACUGAAGCAAUCCGCCCUCAAACGCGGAAGCUGACAAUCCACGAGAAGCGUAAUAGAGGGCCGGAACCCGUGUUUGAAGACAGCCCGCCGAUGGUAACGCCAACGAAGAGGAAAUCACGCGGAGCAAAGGAAAAAGGAGCGGCAGCUGCUACACGGGGCACGCGAUCGAAGGCGAAGUUGAAGACGAAAAUUUCUCCUUACCUGGCGAAGACGAAGAAGAGCCCUGGUCAACCAAGCACCGUCGUGAAGCUGCGUUACCGCAAUCAAGCUAUGGAUGUACUCCGGAAUUUGGACGCACAUGAGCUGCAGGGGAUAUGCAAAUACAAAGGCAUAGCGUACACCGGCAAGAUCGAUGCGAUAUUCGAUAUUGCAAGUCAUCGGACAAGGAAGCACUUCGGGGAGGUUGAACCUAUUGAUUUGUCAGAAGUUCUUGAAGUUGAGGAAGAAGCCUCGGCAACAGGUGAUGACGGAGGCCAGGAGGAAGGAGUUUGAUGUGAUUUCGGAACUGAUGAGAUAUGAUGCUUAGUGCACGAGUUGA
Chara braunii is the source of this 1359-nucleotide messenger RNA. The record is from the annotation of a GenBank genome assembly. NCBI's taxonomy places the organism in Eukaryota, Viridiplantae, Streptophyta, Charophyceae, Charales, Characeae.